Molecule: messenger RNA, 555 nt
Organism: Gossypium raimondii (Peruvian cotton)
Lineage: Eukaryota; Viridiplantae; Streptophyta; Magnoliopsida; Malvales; Malvaceae
Product: CASP-like protein 4D1
Exons: 3
Coding region: 1-555 (184 amino acids)
Source: RefSeq, a predicted model, not a curated record
AUGGCACCUCCACCAACUUCAACAAUUUCCCCAAUUAUUAUUACUCUUGUUUUGAAGAUUUUAACGUUGCUUUUGCUUUUAGCAUCGCUAGUUGUUCUUGCCACUGAUACUGCAACUCUAUCACUUAGCUUUUACACCACCUUCGUAGAAUCCAAAAUUCAUUUCGAUGAUGUCUAUACUUACCGAUACGUGCUUGCGUCGAUUAUAAUGGGACUCGUAUACUCAGUGUUGCAAACCGCUCUCUCUUUAUACCAUAUUGCUACUGGAAAAAGAUUGAUAAUUGGAGAUGGUGCCUUUCUCGUUGAUUUCUAUGGGGACAAGGUAAUAUCGUAUGUAUUAGCCACUGGUUCGGCAGCUGGGUUUGGUGCAACCAAAGACCUAAAGGCACUUGCUGAUGUGACAAAUGUGGAUGACCUUGAUGACUAUUUUGAUAAAGCUUAUGCAUCGGCUAGUUUGCUUCUCUUUGCAUUUAUAUGUGCUGCCAUUUUAUCUGUUCUCUCAUCUUAUGCACUCCCCAAAAUGGUUAAUUCAAGUAACACUCAAAAUCCGGUCUAG